Molecule: messenger RNA, 1692 nt
Organism: Guillardia theta CCMP2712
Lineage: Eukaryota; Cryptophyceae; Pyrenomonadales; Geminigeraceae
Exons: 10
Coding region: 1-1692 (563 amino acids)
Source: RefSeq, a predicted model, not a curated record
AUGGCCUUUCUGCCAGUAAAUCCCAUUAUCAUGCGCGUCUUCCCUCGCCAUGUGCAUGCUCGCGCUGCGAGCAUGCAAAAUCCAUCGCUCCCGAACGAAGCUGGUCUUCAGAGCGUCAUCGAGCACUUCUCGAGCCAGAGGACAGCUCCUCCUGAGGUCCUGGCUCGCAAACGCGCCGCCACCUAUCAGCGCCUCACCAUGCAGCUGACGCUGGAAGCGCUCUUGUCUGGUGCGAGGCGCAUGACGCCCUUGCGGGCGCAAGCACUUCUCGAGCCAGAGGACAGCUCCUCCUCGGACUUUGUCGAGUCGCCCGAGGAGUCUUCGCCGGAGGUCUCCGACUCCGAUGGGGGAAACCCUUCGAGUGGCCCCGACGAUCGGCGCGGAGCUGGCGACUCGGAGGCGUCUCCGUCCCUCACUGUGACGUCGGGUGCCUCCGGAGAGCUCGACACCACUGGGGCUGCUUGUCUGCGCGGCUUCGCGCUUGGGCUGGCGAUGCCGCGUCUGGCUUCUCGCUGUGGACUGUGUGCCUGCCGGAAUGUGGAUAUCGCUCAGAGGCAUCGAGCGCUGAGCAAUGAUGUCCGCGAGAUACCAGAUGAAGCGGACGGAGGGAGGCUGGACACGGGAACACGUAAAUCCAUUAUCAUGCGCGUCUUCCCUCGCCAUGUGCAUGCUCGCGCUGCGAGCAUGCAAAAUCCAUCGCUCCCGAACGAAGCUGGUCUUCAGAGCGUCAUCGAGCACUUCUCGAGCCAGAGGACAGCUCCUCCUGAGGUCCUGGCUCGCAAACGCGCCGCCACCUAUCAGCGCCUCACCAUGCAGCUGACGCUGGAAGCGCUCUUGUCUGGUGCGAGGCGCAUGACGCCCUUGCGGGCGCAAGCACUUCUCGAGCCAGAGGACAGCUCCUCCUCGGACUUUGUCGAGUCGCCCGAGGAGUCUUCGCCGGAGGUCUCCGACUCCGAUGGGGGAAACCCUUCGAGUGGCCCCGACGAUCGGCGCGGAGCUGGCGACUCGGAGGCGUCUCCGUCCCUCACUGUGACGUCGGGUGCCUCCGGAGAGCUCGACACCACUGGGGAUCCUGCUUUGUUUUGCUUGAGGACUGACAUAGGAUUUACUGGCAGAAGGCACACAGUCCACAGCGAGAAGCUGCACAAACACACACAAAACACAAGCCCGAAAAGAACCAGCACUGCUGGCACCCAGACGCGGCAGCGCCAGCCCAAGCGCGAAGCCGCGCAGACAAGCAGCCUAAGGAGCUACCAAUGUAAGGGUGGACCAACGUCACGUCCGCCAUCAAGCCCUCGUACUGCUCAGACCCUCGAUCGCGGAUUCCAGGGAUGUGGAUAUCGCCCUUCAUCUUGCGGAGGGUACCUGCCGUCGAGAACGAGGAUCCCCCACUGUAUCGAUGACGCUCUGAAGACCAGCUUCGUUCAGCAUCGACCGAAUCGUACGAGUGAGGUUGUCAUGCGCCGUGGGAAGCUUGGAGGAUCGGCGUUUGCAGGUCUGGAGAUGAUGUGCAGCAACGGAGGGAUCGAGCUCGCGCUGACAUCCAUCACAUUCCGUCGGACACUGGCAGAUCGGCAUGCCAUGGAGAUAGCAGUCGAGCUUCUUGUCUGCGCGGCUUCGCGCUUGGGCUGGCGGUGCCGCGUCUGGGUGCCAGCAGUGCUGGUUCUUCUCGGGCUCGUGUUUUGUGUGUGA